Messenger RNA from Bursaphelenchus xylophilus (pine wood nematode), 1395 nucleotides. The record is from the annotation of a GenBank genome assembly. NCBI's taxonomy places the organism in Eukaryota, Metazoa, Nematoda, Chromadorea, Rhabditida, Aphelenchoididae.
AUGCUGCUCUCACCGGAUGAAUUUCCAUCGCCAGAAGCCCUCAACUUCUACGUCGUUUAUUGUCAAGUUAUUUUUUGUGUGACGACAAUAGUUGUAAUCUUCACAUUAGUCGUCAUGACCAUAUGUAAGUCAUCUAUUAGCAAUAUUUAUUUUAAAAUCUAGCUUCCACCCAGUCCAUGAGAGUCUAUCACUACUAUUUGGUCAACGAGAUUGUAUGGUCCUACCUAUGCGACGCGAUUUGCAGCGGCUCGGCGUUGAUUGCCAUGCAGCCUCUACCCUGCCUAGCGUUUCUUGGCGGACUGAGUCCGUUUGCCAGCUCACAGCCGCGCGUAAUCGCGGCGGUGGCAAUUUUCAUCAUCAGUGGUCGGUCGGCAGCGAUAUGUUUGCAAUGUUUCUAUCGGGUCUUCCAAUCGGUUCCACCGCAAAUGUCAGCAUAUCGGGUUUUGUAUAGACUGUUCAACGACUACGUUGUCUUGGCCUUUCUUGUGUUCACGAUGAUCGUUUUUGCCACUCUUUGGGUGAGUGAAGCCUUAAGCAAACCAUAAGCUUUACUUGUCGCCGUUCGACAGGGUUUUAGCGUGGCCGUGCACUAUGCAGGCACAUGAGAAGUCUGCUUGGCCCGCCUAGUGUGUGGCCGUCUCUAACAGGGGAAGUGCUUAGAGUCUGACUCCACAAUUAGAGGUGACAAUCGGGUUGGGAAAGUUUGAAAAAGCCUGCCUGUAGCUGACCAAAAAUUACGGGUGAGAGGUCGGCUAAAAAGAUAUGUCCAAAAAGCACUAUCCCCUUUAUCGUUCUCCCAGUUUUGCGUACCCUCUCGGCCGCGAAAAUCGUUGGAUUUGGUGACAAAUAUAUUAUACAUUUUUACAGGUACCGAUGUCAAUUUUCUUUCCCGACCAAGACCAGCAAAAGCAACUGCUCCUCGACACCGACCCAACAUUGCAAACGAUAUACACUCGUCUUCCGCAUAUUAUUUGUUUUGCCGGUGGCACGCGGAUAGGCGGCAGUUUGACCAUGGCAAUAGCACUGCUGAUCCUCAUCCCCGCUAUUGGGAUUUUUAUGGUUUAUUUGCUCUAUCGACAAUUGAAGCGGAGCAAACGCCCUGAAAAGACGAUCCAUUUGCAUUUGAUGCUGCUACGAUCCUUGGCCAUACAAGCUUUUGUCUUGUUCAUGUUCAUUGUUGUGCCAGCGUACAUUUUAAUCCUCUUGCCGAUGUUCGGGAUGAGGUCGGCGCCGAAAUUGUCCAUGUGCUGCGCGGUUGUCUAUUUUCUGGAGACCAAUAUGGAAUGUCUCAUGUUAUUGUGGUGUGUGAAGCCGUACAGAGAAGGAUGUUUGCGGGUUUUUCGAAUUGGAAAGGCAGAGAUCCCUUCGCUUCUGGUCAGGUCUUCAUCGAAUUAA